CGCGGUGGCGGAGGUGGUGGUGGUGGUGGUAGACGCUCGGUAACUACCGCGUUAGUUAAUCAAUGCAAUGAUGGCGAACCCUUACGGCAUAUUCCCGACCAUGCCGACCAAUAGUAGCACCACGCUAUUAUGUGCGCAGUGCAAGAAGUUCUUUACGUACAUGGACAGUGUGGUGCUGUGUGACGGGGCGUGCAAGCGGUGGUACCACAGCAAGUGUGCCAAGCUACCCGAGAACAAGUACCGCGUCAUUCAGGACCGGGACGAGAACAGGAGCCUGGGCCUCAAGUGCAUGUGGGCGUGCAAAGACUGCAGGGAUCGGCCAGACACAGGCAGGGACCCAGAAUUUGAGUCUUACGUCCGAGAGAGACUCGGAAAACUGAGCCAAGUAUUGGAAUAUCUGGUGACCAAAAUUCAAGAUAUCGAGAACAGACAGAAGAGUCAAGAAGUGGAGAUGAAUAAGUUCUGGCAGCAACAGCAGACCCACCGUUGCCAUGCAAGGGGCUGCCCUGCCCAGCCCAAGAACCUCACACAUCUUCCAAGACUAUGGCAAUCAGGGACACCAUUCUGGUCAACAACUUACAGCCAAUGCACAACAAACCACCCAAAGAUCAUAUCCAUGGAUUCACCCCAAUGGAGCACAAAAUUAUUCAUGAAGUUAAAUUAAAAAUGGACUCUGGUGCAGGCAAGCAGCAGGAGGUUGAGGGGCAUGAUGGCUUGCACCUCAUGAGGCCCCUGAUUGAUCCCAUCACUGGCCAGGAGAUGGAGGGCACACAGACACAAGAGACUGGUGAUGCCCUGUACAACUUCACCGGCAACUUUGCAGGAGCUUCAGCAGGAGCACAGGGGCAGGGUUCAUCAAAUGCAGGACUCAAAGAGGCCAUGGAGUGUCAUUAUGGUGACUGUAAGUGUAUCAAACAGGAAUCACAUGGUGAAGCUUCAGUACCCAAACCAUGUUCUGGUAAACAUUGUAAUUGCACUUGUAAAACACACAAAAUUGUAAUGGCAACUAAAAAGGAAAAUGUUGGUAAAAUUCACAAAUGCCCUCACUGUGACUUCACCAGCAAGCGGUCAGAUAAUGUCAAGCGACACAUGUUGCGACACACAGGAGAGAGACCUCACAAGUGCCCCCACUGUGACUUCAGUGCCAAGAGACCGCACUCCCUCAAAAAACACAUUGAAAAUAUUCACAACAAAGAUCUCAGAGGACAUGAACUUAUUGACAGCAUCCAUAAUAAGGAUCUCAGAGCUCAUGGCCUGGUUGAAGAUAUUCACAACAAGGAUCUUAGAGCAGAUGGUAUUGUUAGAUAAAAUGUACUUUGUGUUCAAGUUUUCAUACACUAUAAUGUAGAAAGCAUUAGACCAAAAUUCAGAAGAAUAAUUGAACUCCAUAUUAAAUGUAGUGAAUGGAGAUAUAAGCUGUCUUAAAAGUAAAGAAGAACCCAGUUUGAUCAAUUUCAUGUGACUCUGAUUCCAGUUUUGCAGCUCAGGAUAUAUUGGGAUUUUUUUGUAUUUUUUAUUUAUUUAUUUUUUUUUACGUUAAUUUUUACAGCAUGUUCUUUUCUGUAUUGAUUUUAUGCCUUGCACUGACACAGUUAAGGCACAACCUAAAUUCUUAGCAAUCAUUAUGAUAUGUCAUAGAGAUCCAUUCAUUCACUUCACUGUUUUGUUGUCCACACACAUCCUUAUUAUUCAGGCUAUCUUUAGUUUGCUGAAUCAUAUUACAAACAUACUUGCUUACCUCUAAAUUAUUGGAAAGGUCAAUCAACAUUAAUUUUCAUUCAGGUGUUCAAAAUUUGAGAUGGUGAGUUAGGUUCACAUAUCUAUGUCUUCCUUUGGAUUUCUGUGAAACCAUUAUAUCUUAUGCCUAAGGUAUUCAUAUUUAUGAAACAAUUUAAAAUGUACAUAAUAGUUCAUACAUCAUCAUCAUCAUCAGCAGCAGCAGCAGUUGCAGGACAAAGUCCUCUCCCUUUCUCGUCCUCAUUUUUUGCCUUUUAUUUGUGUUAUAUCGUGAGUGAAGUUAAAUUAUUUCUUGUUUCUUUGGUGAGGUGUACGUGUGUGUAAUCAUUCAGGGAGGACAACAAAAAUUCUUAUCAUGAAAUACUUUCAGGUAAACAUGUGUGAGUGUUGAAUGAAUGCUCUACAUGUUAAUUCCACACAAUGAUUUAUUCAACACAAAUUCUUCAUCAUUACAGUUGAAUAAUUUUCUGUAUUAUAAGUUUUGGUUUCAUUAUUAAAUGUGUGUGUGUGUGUAUGGAGAGAGAGAGAGAGAGAGAGAGAGAGAGAGAGAGAGAGAGAGAGAGAGAGAGAGAGAGAGAGAGAGAGAGAGAGAGAGACCCUUGAUUUGAAGCAAAUUAUUGGACAGGUGAGGCAUAUAAAACCAGGUAUUUGUGUUAGAAUUUGGUUUUAUAUAUAUGUACAUAUCUAUUUUGACCUACUUUUGGUGUUAGCUGGAUUUUUUCAAAUUUGUACUUGCUGUAGUCAUUGCUUCUAGGCCAAGACAUAAGUGAAGGAGGCAAGGACAGUUGGCAGCUGAGGCCCAUAUGGACCCAGACUGUGUGUAAUUUUGAAAAUCUUUCUAAAUGUUGGAAGUAAGUCAGAAAGAGAUAUAUCCUUAAAAACUUUUCUAGAUUUAAUCACUGUUCUUCUUUUCUCUUCUCAACCCUGCCUAGGCUGAGAAGCAAUGGCUGCAAUGCACAAAUUAGGAAAUUUAUACCAAGAGUGAGUCAAAGCAAGCAUACGUAGACACCUUACCAGUUAAAUCUUUAUCCCAGAUAAUUAUAUUAUGUAGUUCAUUGGGUGAUGUUGCUACAUUCAGUAUAUAUUUACUUGUUCUACAAUUCCUUUAUCUUUGCAAGGAUGAGCUACUUUUCUGAGGAAUAUUGUCAUAUUUACUCUUUCAUCUUCAAUGAAUCCAUUAUCAUUUGUAAGAAGUAAAAAGGAAACUGUCCUUGUAAAUUUUAUAAGAUUAGAAGAUAUGCAAAUCUUAAUAAUCAUUUUUCACAUUUCAAGUCUAACAUUAGAACUUCACCAAAUUAAUAAAAGUUAUUGUGACUUGCAUCAGGCACACCAUGAAAUUAUCUUUUAAAUGUUUAUUGAAAUACUGCACAGUAUUAUAUUACUGUACCUCUCAGGUUAUUAACUGCUUUUUCCUCCCUCCCCUCCAGUAUGGUUACCUUUACUUAAAUCUGAUUUAUUUCCCUUAGUAAUGAACAAGUCAACCAGUUUUUCAGUCAUGAACUUUGGAAUAAUUUUGCUUUGUUCUGCUUUUCCACCAUCAUGAGGCUUUGAGCAGCAUUUAGUGUUUUUUCUUUGAGUUUUGAUAUAUAGUCUUUGGCCAGUCUUCUUUUUUCAUAAAAAGAAUAAUACUAAAAUAAACAUAAAUAAUAAUAAUAAAUAAAUACUGAUGUACAGCACCACAGCAUAGAUAUCACCUGACCCUCAGGAUUUGCAAGCCAGUUUGAUGAAAUCAAAUGAAUAACCACUUAAGUGAAACUUGUUUGAUGAAAUCAAAUGAAUAACCACUUAAGUGAAACUUUAAAUGUAUACUGUAGACAGAUUGUUACAAUUAGGCAGUAACUUUUUCAGCAAGAUAAUGAACUAGACAUCACAUUCAUAACCAUUCAAGCACAUACAUCAAGUUUUAUCCAGAGAAAGAGGAGGUACUAUUACAUUUAACUGUGUAAGCCUUGUGGUAGUUGAUCUUAUGAACUGCAAAACUUGAAACAGGGCUUCUCUUUGGAUUUGGGAUAUUUUUUUUAUUAUUCAAAUAUUUUGUUUUGUAUAUUUUACUUUAUUUUUUAUUUUUAUCUCAAAAUCUGAUUCAUUAUAUGAAGGUUGUUUUUAAGUACUAGCUUAUUUCUUCAUGGCAAGUAGCUUACUUCUUUAUAACAUUUUUUGGAAUGUACAUAUAAUAAUAAGAGAUUUAAAAGCUAAAGAAGCCAAGCCAUUCUUUGCAGGUCUUCAAAGAAAAGGCUAUGCUACUUCAGAGUGAAUCUCAGAAUUAUAGGAAAACGUGCAGCUUUUGAUUUCUAUGAAGACUUGCUUUCAAUGAGAAUACAUGUUAAUACCUAUAUUAAGUAGAUUGUUGUGUAUAAUUUUUACAUAGAAGAUUUUAACAAGUUUGUAAUAUUUGUAAAGUUUCUUAAAAUCCCGGUUAUGUGAUUACGGAUAUGCAUCUGUUACUAUUAAAUUUAAGUUUUAUGGGUUUGGACAACACAUGUGUCCAAAUAAGGGAGAUGAAUUCUGAUUGAGAGCAUUUUCCUAGUUUUCUGUCCAUCUCAGCUUGACCUUGCUGCACCUCUAGGUCUUGGAGAGGUACUUGGUCCCAGUGGGGCCAUAACAAGUACAAAACUCAGUCUUUACAUAGGUAAAUAUCUUUGUUAGUAGAAUUAUUUUAUGGUUAGUUUUUAUAGCUAUUGAGCAGCAUAAGAGAAAUAUUCUUUAUUGCCAUACAUUUAAUUGAAUAUUUAAAAUAAGCUGGAGGUGAAGACCAAGCUGACCACUCACAUAGUAAAUUUAUCCAACUUCUUCAUUUAGUAGCUUGCUGAGCACACAUUUAUUUGUUGAUAAAAUACCAAAAGGAGGAAUUAUUCAUAAAUAUUUGAUUGUGGAUCUUUCUUACACACACACACACACACACACACACACACACACACACACACACACACACACACACACACACACACACACACACACUGCUACUGUGGGAUCUUAUUAUAUAAAGGCAUUAGAUAAUGAACACUUGUUUGUGUGUUAAAAAAAUAAUAAUUGAUGCCUCCCUGCCAAAAGAAAAGGCCAUUUUGUCAAUUAAGUACUGAAAUGUAGAUGGUAUUAAACUGUACACCCUAGUGUAACUACAUGUGACUGCAGAAUCAUGAGUAUAAAAUGAGCGUUGUGGUUGAGAAGGUAAGAGAAAACAGUAUGCAGUGGAAUGGCUAUUAGCAUUCAUGUAUGUGCAGCAUUUUGCAGUGUCAUAUGCAAAGUAACAUUUCAAGCCCUUCCAGAUUCAUGCAGGUACAGAACAUUGGCAAGGUCAUUUGGAUGGUUUUCACCUUAAAAAGUCAACACUGAAUAAUAUUGGAUCAUAAUCAAGUUGCAUUACAACAAAUACAUGGGCUAUACUGGCUUAGUGUUACCUAUGCUGUAAUAAGUGUAGCCCUAUGUGGUUAUUGCUUACAAUGAAACAAGACCCAAAAUAUAAAUUUAUAUGAUUAAAUGGUUAGUGCAUGAAGAUGCCAUAUGAAAAGUAAUGUUUUGGAAUAUGCAUGAUGUCACAGCAGCCUUGAUGCUCUUGCUUGGAGCUAUCUAGCACUAGUUGCUAAUCAUUUAUCAAGGUUGGUUCUAGUUCUGUUAUUCAUUCUUAUUUUUGCAGUUUUGGCUGAAUAUUGUGGCCUUUGGUUUUGAUAUUGCCUCUUCCAGUUGCACAAGAUAGAUCAGAUAAUUGCUAUGGAGGCAUGUCACAGAAUCAAGAAAAUUAGGUAGUUGGUGUAUCAAAGUCAGGAGGGUGACAGUGGUGUUUGCUUUUAUAGGAAGAAAAUGCAGCCAGUGCUCAUUAUUUCCAGAUUCAACAUUCAUGGUUUCAGUCGUAGAUUGGCACCAGGUGGCAAACCUAUGGGGAUUAGAUUUUUCACAGCAAUUCAAAUCUCGUGCACAGUGCAUCUCACCCUCCCCCCCCUCACCCUAGCAUACACUACCUGUCACACCAGUCCCCCCCCCCCUCUCUCUCUCUCUCUCUCUCUCUCUCUCUCUCUCUCUCUCUCUCUCUCUCUCUCUCUCUCUCUCUCUCUCUCUCUCUCUCUCUCUCUCUCUCUCUCUCUCUCACCAACCCACAUUUUCUCCUCUGUCUGGCAGUGUUAUUAGUUUCGCACAUUUUUGGCAACCAUUUGUGUAGAUUUCCCACUGCUGUCUAGCUGCCCCUUUUUUCAUGGCCCACAACCCUUGCUGUGAUAAUUUUCUUGUUAAUAUCAUCAUAUUUUUUCUGUGACCUCUAAGAGACCUAAGACACAUGUUGGAGAUACACUCAAGUGAUACACUCGUGUGUAAAGAAGGUACCAAGUCUAGAAAAAGUGGAGUUUUUAAAUAAGAUUAAAGAAGGGAGGCUGAAGGGUAGUGUGAUAGCAGUGGUAACACAGCCUUGGCACUUGGCAGUCAUGUUGGUGAUACCAAGGACUAUAGGGGAUGAAGCAGGAGGCUACACCAUAUUAAACUCUAUUUUACUUCCUUUUAAUGAAUAUUAAAUAAAGUACAUAGGAUUUUUCUUUACUUAAAUGAGGCCAUGGGAGGUCAGGAAUGUUCUUAAGGGGGCAUACCACUAAAGAGGAGAUCAGUUUUUAAGGGAUGCACUAAUUAUUCAUGAAUUUUCAUUAUUCACAGAUAACUCUGUUACCUAACCCCUGCAUAUGUCAAGGGCUGGCUGCAGUGGUUUGCCACCCAUGCCUAGGGAAAGCUCUAGAUGAUCACAAACUCCUUUGAAAAUGAUAAGGCAGUCUUGGUAAUCUGUCCUGUGAGUGACAGCAAGACAAAUGAAAGAAAAUCUGAGAUGUUUAUUGAGGUGUCUUUGAGAAUGAGUGGAAAAUCAUUAUUUUGUUUUUGAUGACACAUCUUGGCCACAGUAUCGACUUUGCUGUUGUUUUAUCAUCCUAUUCAAUUGUUUCUUUUGUUUCAUGACAUGCUUCCUUCAGUGUAAUUAUCUGGAUAAUCUUGUUUGUGCAGUUUUGAUUGAUAGAGGCCAUACUAAACCAACAAAGCCAGGCCAUAAUUCUAUCUGAAUUCAGACAGACAUAUGCAGAGCGGGGACAACACAGAACCAAGUUACCUUGGUGGAUGCCUGCAAGCCAGUAACAUGCAAGCUAGUUCCAAGUGAGAAUUGAGGCUGCCAUGAUGUCAGUGAAAUGCUGAAAUUUUAUCUCACAUAUUAUUAAACAAUAAAAUUAACUAAUUUGCCAUAAUGUCACUGUCAAGAAUAAAAUUUACUAAAUUUGCCAUAAAAUCCUGGUGCUUUCACCAGCACAUUUUAUCUUUAUUGAACUUUGUAUUUAUAAAGAUACACUAUUCUCUCUAAAGAUAUUAAGAUAUAUAUCAGAUAUAAAAUUGUUUAAGUUAGGUGGUAUUCGUUAGACACUUGGUGCCACUUCAAAAUGCCACUAGUGAUACCUUUUUGCAGAUGAGACUUUUUGCUUUAAUUGAUAGUUGUGGAAUUAAUUUAAUGAAUUUGCACAAAUAAUUUUUAACAAAAGUCGAAGAAAUGACCAGCCAUGACAAACUAGAAAUGUUCCACCCCUCCACAAAAAAACAAUAUUGUAAAUCAACUAUCAAUUAUUGAUACUGUUCAGUGUUACAUUUUCAAGUUAUAUAAUUAUAAAAAAAAUCUUAUUUUAAAAACACCAUUUAAGAAUAGAUCUUAUCUAUAUUAACUUGAGCUGAUAACAUGGAAACAUGCAUUUGCAUUUCAGAGGUGACUUAAGGCAUUCAUAAAUCUCAUUGUAUUACCUGCACCAGUUAACAGUCUUCAAGGGUCAUGAAUCAAUGGGUGAAUGUGUCAUUUAGUUGUGUAACUUGGGCUACCUAUUUGACCUUUCAUUUCUUAGUAAAAAACAGCACAACAUAUGUUAGGGAUUGGACAGUGGAGGAAGUGCAAACACUGAAUAGGUGCACAUCCUGGCUUAUGCGAGCUUGCAUGCUUGCUCACUCACUAACUUACACACACACACACACACACACACACACAUAUUAACACAUUAUUUAUACUGGGCAAUAAGUUUGAUCACUAAGUUCAUCAUGUAAUAGUAACAUGUUAGGGAGAAAAGUCUUGCUUUUCAUGUGAUUCUUCUAAAUCAAGAAAUUCUGUCUUAUCUCCAUCCACAUCUGAGAGGCUUUAUCCACCACUGUAGACUUGCCUCAAGGAGAUGGCCUAGACAGAAAAUGCUCUAUCUCUCCUUGUUCUGUUUAUUAAUUUUAAUGAAUUCAUAAUUAGUGCUUACAAACAAAGCAUAACUACAAUUGGAUCUCUCAAGAGUGCAUGUUAGCAUGUUAGAGCAAAUUGACACCAGAUAUCUGCUAGGUUGACUGAAAGCCAUGCAUUGUUUUAAAUAAAUGAUAUUGGGACUUGGGUACAUAUGGACUGGCCAUGUGGAAUGUGACAAUAUAGUUGUGUGUGUGGCUGGAGAGUCAGGAAGUGUCCUUGCUUGCUUGUCCUACAGAUUUCCUGAGAAAGGAUUGCAGAAAUAAUACAGUUGAUACUGAAAUGUUAAAGAAGGCUCAAAGUUUUGAGACGGAGUCUUCUAGGUGUAGUUAAAGUAGUGACAAGUGGUUAACAUAACAGCAUAGCUUUUAUGCAUUUCUCAAUGACAAGUAAACAGAAGAUCAUAAUAUUCCAUUCCACAUUCUACUGAGCUAAAGUUGGAUAUGUGGCCAUUCACAUUAAUGAUAGUGGUAGAAGGAAUAAUACCACAUAAUAUGGUAUUGUUGUUCUGUCAUGAAGACUGUGAGUAGACACGGAAGUAGGGACAAGAUACAAGCUAAUGUAGCUGGCAGAAACGAUGGCUACUUAAGGCCUGUCCACACUAUUGGACAGUGCUCGACAAGCAAACAGUUACCAUAUAUCCCAUUUCAAUACACAAGCUGAGAGGGAGUGGCAGGCAAGGAAGUGACGUCAGAAGUGUGGAAACGAUCACAUGAUGAGACUACACUUGCAUCUUGCCAUCCACCUACUAAACGACCUGAACUGCCAGACUGAACCACAUCUCAAGUGGUGUAGAGUAGUUUACUACAGGCAUACUGCCCAGUAAGGGCAGAGCCAGAUGGUCUCUGGCAGCACUGCUUCAUAGGUGAGAAACACACUCAGCAAGCAGUGCCCAUAGUGUGGACAGACCUUUAGCUGCAAAACUUCCAUACUCUACAGUUUUCAGUAAGAUCCUAAUUCUCCUUGGUGUAAUGAACUGUAGUUGCCUCUGAUUGUGUGCUGAGAGUUGUUAUGGUUAUUCCUUGUUGUCACCCUGGUCAAAUAUCCCAGCUGUGCAGCUCUCUACUUACCACCACAAAAAGCUGGAGGACCUCUACCUGUUAAUAAGCUUUCUCCUCACUGGUAUUGCCAUUAUCACACUUGGUACCAUUUUCUGGACCAUGAUUGACUGUUGUAGUAAGAUUUGGAAGGUCAGAAAUUUCUUCCAUGACUUUUGCAUAUCCUUCUAUGAUGAGUAACUGUUUCCUAGGGAAAGGAUACCAGGCACAAUGGUGGCAGUACCAGUGACGGGGAAGGAGUAUGUUCAAUAUUAAGUCUUUACUUAAUAAAUAUGUUAUCAAAGUGGUGGUAGGCAGCAAUUGAUAUUUUUUUUUUUUAACACUUGCAACAUGCCCAGUAACCAUGAUUAGCAGAUUUAUCUCCAUGGUAAACAAUGCAGUUUUACAGUAAGCAGUUGAAUGGGUGAGGUGCUAGAGGGGCAAGUUUGUGGUAGGAAGAACGUCACAGUACUCUUCCUUCUCCCAAACUAAAGGUUUCUUGAGAAGUACUCAUAAUGGGUGGUUCUCAAUCCUUUUACCUGGAGGCAAAUAUUGAAAUGUUUCUAUCACAGCUUUUCCCCAUGGUAGGUAAUUUACUCAAUUCUUACAACAAAAGAUAAAUUUUCAGUGUUUUUUCUAAAAUGCCACAAGUCAUGGCAGCUCUAUACAUUAAUGCUGAACUUGAUGCAUUGUCAUGGAGCACAUAAAAAGUUAUUCAUGCUACUUAUAACCCCUUUCAAGAUCAACUCUACAGCCAUUUUCCUUUCCUUGCUUAUAUCACCACUACUACUUAUGCCUGUUACCCUUGUCUCAAACUAUAUCUGACAGCAGUAGAAGGGGAAGUGCCCAACAUAGCCUUACUUCCAAAAUGAAAAUUGUGUGCCAUCACAUGGCUCACUCACAUGACCAUUCUUAGAGUGCAGCACUUGGUACCCCUGUCCUCUAUAAUCAUGUCCCAUCACCAUUUUGUAAACACGACAUGGCAUCUUGAUUAUUCUCAUCUCUUAUUUUAUCCAUGUGAAUCUUCUUAAAAACUGGGAGGCUAUUAGUGUAUCUGGGAUGUUCUCAUGCAGCCAACAUAAAACUUAGUACAUGAAGUGCUCAUACCACACAUUCUAAAAUUUGUCCCAUGAACCUACAAACAUCUGAAAUUUUAAAUUGUCAUGUGAAGAAUGAUUAUGUAAUCCAAACUGUGUGUGUGUGUGUGUGUGUGUGUGUGUGUGUGUGUGUGUGUGUGUGUGUGUGUGUGUGUGUGUGUGUGUGUGUGCCUUCAUAUAUUGCAAAUGAAUAUUAAUUUCGAUUUGACAUUGUGUAAAUGCUCUCAGGUAAUGUUUUCCAGGUGAUAAAAGAAAAAGUCUGUUAGACACAGAACUAAAUCAUGUGACUGAGGAUUACUUUCCAACAUCCAAAGGUUUCAAUAUUAAGAUAAAAUGCAUCUUACAUUUUUGUCAAAACUGAAGUAAAACCAAAUUCUUACAUUUUCAUAAAUUCUGUGGUUGUUACAUCUAAGGCUUCUGUAUUUUAUAGAAAUUAUACUUCAGAAAAUGAAGCAUAUAGGUAGGAAAACAGGUGUACAUUUAUAGCACUUCUUAGAGAACAUUUUAUAGUUUGAGUAUUUUGUUACUUUUCAUAACCUGGGCAUGACAAGUUGAAUAUUUGGAGAAAGAUGUUUGUGUGGAUGGAUAUGAAUGUUUGCUUGUAUGUAUGUAGUCUUCUCAGCAAAGCUGAAAAUACUUUUUUUUUUUUUUUUUUUUUUUUUUAAUAAAUUUAUACCUGUAUGUAGUCAAUAUUUGGUUGCACAACUUUUGAACAUACAUGUUUAGUAGCCAAGUCAGAGCAUCAAUUGUUACAACAUGUUUAGUUUUUAUAUACAAAAUAUUUCAAGGGUAGUAUGAUCCACCUUCCUCAUAUGGCAUGAACUUUGAAUUUCAGCAUUAAAUGCAUAUACAUACUGUAUAAGCCUCUAAUUUCUGUGUAAGUCAGCCCUCCAAAUAAAUAAUAUCUAAUG
Molecule: messenger RNA, 11005 nt
Organism: Scylla paramamosain (green mud crab)
Lineage: Eukaryota; Metazoa; Arthropoda; Malacostraca; Decapoda; Portunidae
Product: zinc finger protein 513-like
Exons: 4
Coding region: 544-1308 (254 amino acids)
Biological process (GO): regulation of transcription by RNA polymerase II
Molecular function (GO): RNA polymerase II cis-regulatory region sequence-specific DNA binding; DNA-binding transcription factor activity, RNA polymerase II-specific
Source: RefSeq, a predicted model, not a curated record